AUGCUUCAAUCUAUUGCUUUCCUGUUUUUACUUAUUGGUUGGGCAAAUGCUGUACCAACGAAUCAGCAGCGGAUUAUUGGCGGGUCGGUUGUUACCAUUGACCGAUAUCCCGAAGUUGCUGCCACGCUCGUCUCAAGUAAUGGCAUUCAAUGGCUUCAAGGAUGUGGUAGUUCUAUUCUAAAUAACAGAGCUGUCUUAACUGCAGCUCACUGUAUAUAUGGUGUGAUGCGUAUCAGAGUUGGUUCGGCAUUCGGCAACAGUGGCGGUAGGGUACAUCAAGUGAGCAGAUACAUUCCGCAUCCUAAUUACGUGGCUGCGACCUUCGAGAGUGAUGUUGCCAUCUUACAUGUUUCAACUCAAAUCGUUUAUGUCAACAACGCCGUGAGACCGGCCAGGAUUGCUGGUUCCAACUACAAUAUUGCUGAUAACCAGGUCGUAUGGGCCACUGGAUGGGGAUCCAUGUCGCUUGGUGGCGCGUACUCGGAACAGCUUCGUCAUGUCCAAAUCUAUACUGUAAACCAGGAUUUGUGUAGAGCUCGUCACAGGACCGCUAUCACUGCCAACAUGUUGUGUGUUGGUAGACUCGGCGUUGCUGGAUUCGGACAGUGUGGUGGUGACUCCGGAAGUCCUCUGUUCCAUAACGGGGUUGUCGUCGGUGUUUGUUCCUUUGGUGUAGGAUGUGGUGAUAGCUACCACCCCACGGUUAAUGUUCGUGUUUCACGUUUUACGUCAUGGAUUCAGAAUAAUGCAUAG
Messenger RNA from Bombyx mandarina (wild silkworm), 753 nucleotides. RefSeq names its product trypsin, alkaline C. NCBI's taxonomy places the organism in Eukaryota, Metazoa, Arthropoda, Insecta, Lepidoptera, Bombycidae. Gene Ontology annotation, biological process: proteolysis. The record is from RefSeq and is a predicted model, not a curated record. Gene Ontology annotation, molecular function: serine-type endopeptidase activity.